GAAGAGAUGGAAAUUUUAAAUCCUUCCAGAGAGGAAUGUCCCAAGCACCUGGGCAGGAUAGGCAUCAUGGCUGUUAGCCUCAUGGGUUUGCUUCUACUUCAGGCAAUAUCGUGGGCCUCAGGUGCUUGCCCCUGCGUGCCUCAAAGCUUUGGUUACAGCUCAGUGGUCUGUGUCUGCAAUGCCACCUACUGUGACUCUCUUGACCCUGUGACACUUCCUGACCUUGGCAACUUCAGCCUCUAUGAGAGCACACGUAGUGGACGUCGGAUGGAGUUGAGUAUGGGGGCCAUCCAGACCAGCCAUACAGGCACAGGGCUGCUACUGACCUUGCAGCCGGAACAGAAGUUCCAGAAAGUGAAGGGAUUUGGAGGGGCCAUGACUGAUGCUGCUGCUCUCAACAUCCUUGCCCUGUCACCAGCGGUGCAGAAUAUGCUACUCAAAUCUUACUUCUCUGAAGAAGGAAUUGAAUACAACAUCAUCCGGGUACCCAUGGCCAGCUGUGACUUUUCUAUCCGUAUCUACACCUAUGCCGACACCCCUGAUGAUUUCCAGUUGAACAACUUCAGUCUCCCAGAAGAAGAUACCAAACUCAAGAUACCCCUGAUUCACCGGGCCCUGGCAAUGACCCAACGUCCCAUCUCACUCUUCGCCAGUCCCUGGACAUCACCCACUUGGCUCAAGACCAAUGGGGCAGUGAAUGGGAAAGGGUCACUCAAGGGUCAGCCUGGGAACAUUUACCACCAGACCUGGGCCAAUUACUUUCUCAAGUUUUUGGAUGCCUACGCUGAGCAUAACUUACAGUUUUGGGCUGUGACUGCCGAGAAUGAGCCUUCUGCAGGACUGUUUAGUGGGUACCCCUUCCAAUGCCUGGGCUUCACUCCUGAACACCAGCGAGAUUUCAUUGCCCGUGAUCUGGGUCCUUCCCUUGCCAAUAGUACUCACCGUGAUGUCCGCCUACUCAUCCUGGAUGACCAACGCCUGCUGCUGCCCCACUGGGCUCAGGUGGUGCUGUCAGAUCCAGAAGCCGCUAAAUAUGUUCAUGGCAUCGCUGUGCACUGGUACCUGGAUUUUCUGGCUCCAGCAAAAGCCACCCUGGGUGCGACACACCGCCUGUUCCCAGACACCAUGUUGUUUGCCUCAGAGGCUUGUGUGGGUUCCAAGUUUUGGGAACAGAGUGUACGGCUGGGCUCCUGGGAUCGCGGGAUGCAGUACAGCCACAGCAUCAUCACGAAUCUUCUCUACAACGUGGUUGGCUGGACUGACUGGAAUCUCGCCUUGAACCCCGAAGGGGGACCCAACUGGGUACGCAACUUCGUUGACAGUCCCAUCAUUGUGGACAUCACCAAGGACACGUUUUACAAGCAGCCCAUGUUCUACCACCUUGGUCACUUUAGCAAAUUCAUUCCUGAGGGCUCCCAGAGAGUGGGGCUGGUAGCCAGUGAGAAGAACGACUUGGACACGGUGGCAUUAGUGCGUCCCGAUGGCUCUGCAGUUAUGGUGGUGCUAAACCGCUCUUCCAAGGAUGUGCCUCUCACCAUUGAGGACCCUGCCGUGGGUUUCCUGAAGACUACAGCACCUGGCUAUUCCAUCCACACCUACUUGUGGCGUCGCCAGUAAUGGAGCAGAUCCCUAAGCCAGCGCCUGGGUUUCGAAUGGGCAUUAAAAGGACAGAGUCAGUUUGCACGCUAUUUGUGAUUAAAAGGGCACAGCAGGGCCGGGGAGAGCUCACAGUGAUGUAAGCCCACAAACAGUGGUUUGGGUGACUCACUUCCCUUGCGAGUUGGUGCCAGGGGCUGGAGGUCCCUAGACAGAGAACCAGGAAGCCCCAGUGGCCCCCUACUACCCUGAUGUGAGUGUGUGCUGUAUGCUGGUUGUCUGUGGAAACUGGGCCUGGGCCCAGGGUGAGCUCAUUGUACAAACACAGGA
Chrysochloris asiatica (Cape golden mole) is the source of this 1926-nucleotide messenger RNA. RefSeq names its product glucosidase, beta, acid (gene GBA1). Bases 7 to 1617 code for a protein of 536 amino acids. The record is from RefSeq and is a predicted model, not a curated record. The transcript is spliced from 11 exons. Gene Ontology annotation, molecular function: glucosylceramidase activity. Gene Ontology annotation, biological process: glucosylceramide catabolic process. NCBI's taxonomy places the organism in Eukaryota, Metazoa, Chordata, Mammalia, Afrosoricida, Chrysochloridae.